Molecule: messenger RNA, 2004 nt
Organism: Hevea brasiliensis (rubber tree)
Lineage: Eukaryota; Viridiplantae; Streptophyta; Magnoliopsida; Malpighiales; Euphorbiaceae
Product: BTB/POZ domain-containing protein At2g13690
Exons: 2
Coding region: 158-1804 (548 amino acids)
Source: RefSeq, a predicted model, not a curated record
GAAAGGCACCAUACAAACCGAACUUUUGUCUUGAGUCAUUAUUGAGGCAUCUCUUCCUAAACAAUGCUACCCUCUUCCCUUUCUUCCAUUUUACAACAAUGUUCUGUCUCUGUUGCUUUCUCUCUCUAGAACUCCGGAUCUGACUCGCCGCCGUUCCAUGGCCAAUUCCGCCCGCCGGAAGCCCCCUUCCCAGCCUCGGAAACUCUCCUGGUGCUGCUCCUUAUCUGGUCAUCCCCCAAGCCCCGAGAACCCUGUAAUCAUCGCUAAAGCACUUCAUAAGAAGCAUGACUCCUUUUCUAAACCCGCUUCAAACUCACUCCCCGGCUCACCGCUUAACUCCAAAUCCGGGUUAAACUUCGUGGGUAGGAUCGACCCCCGCCGGAUCCUCUCCCCAGGCCGUGUCUCUCCCAUUGACUCCGACCCCACCGCCGGCUAUUCCGUCCAAGAAAUCGUCCCUGACCCAUCUACAGUCGUCGACUCAGCUCUCAAAUCAAGAUCCGAGUCUUUCCGGGGCAAGAAUGAGGGAUCUUUGUUGCAUUCGGGUUCGGGUUGGGAGCAGUAUGAGGGCUUGUUUGACGUGAGGCUAAACUUGAGGGGGAAGAAGGGAGGGGCAUUGGUGCUGGAAACUAGCUCGGAGGUUCUGAUUGCGAAUUCGGAGGUUUUUGCAGGGUUAAUUUCGGAAUAUCGGCAAGGUUUGGGGUCGACGAGUGAUAGAAAAGGCAAUAAUUAUUCGUUGAAAAUGUGUAGAAUAGAGGUGCCUGAUGUAGAGAAUUUGGGGGUUUUUAGGGACACAAUUGAGCUAAUGUUCGAGGACAAUAUUACUAAAAGGCUCUUGAAGAUUGGGGUUUAUAGAGCCAUUGAUAUUCUUGAGGUUUCUGCUGGCAUCAUAUUUACCAAAGGUGUUUCAUCCUGUUUGAAAUACCUUGAGGCUGUUCCUUGGACUGAAGAAGAAGAGGAAAAACUCAGGGGUCUGUUUUCAGUGUGUAAAUUUGAGGAGACAGCAACUCAAGAUAUUUUGGCCAGACUCUACUUGCAUGACUCAGUAGAGUGUCAACAAAAUUUAGCUAGACAACUUGUUUGGUCUAUCACCACUUGUACAGAUGCCAAUGCAAGAAAUGAACUAAAGUCAUUAGUUAAGGGUCUUUUUAGCAAAAGCUCAAUCUAUGAGAAGGACCAACCUGAACUUAAUAAGGAGGAUCUCUAUGUUGUUUGUCAGUCUUGUCUAAGUUCAUUAGGCACCCUUUUGGAAGAGGCCUCCAACACUUCACCCAAUCGGAAGGUGACGAAAACAGGCAAAACAUUGAUUGAACGCAUCUCUAGACAGGUUGAUAACAUCAACUGGUUGCUAGAAAUGCUUCUUGAUCAGCAGAUGGGCGAAGAAUUUGUGGAUAUGUGGGCAGAUCAAGGGGACCUGCUUAGAAUGCAUGAGAGCACAUCUCCAAUGGUUAGAUAUGAGCUUAGUCGGGUUUCUGCAACUCUAUUCAUUGCAAUGGGGACCAGAAAACUGCAUUGCCGUGCAGAAGCAAGAGCAGGGCUUUUCCAGGCGUGGUUUCACCCAAUGCUAGCAGAUUUUGGUUGGCUGCAGAGAUGCAAAAAGGGGUUGGACAUGAAGGCACUGGAAGAAGCCAUGGGUCAGACACUCCUAACACUUCCUCUGAAGCAGCAGUAUAUGUUGUUUAUGGAAUGGUUUAGGUGUUUCUCCAAGCAUGGCACUGAAUGCCCCAAUCUCAGCAGAGCAUUCCAGAUUUGGUGGCGCCGAUCAUUUCUACGAGGCUCAGAAACUUAUGCCAUUGAAUCCAGGUGAAGGUGGGGGGGAUGUCGGUCUUAUUUUCUGCCCUUGUAACAUUGCCAAAUGUUAGAUCGAGGAUUCUGAAAUAACUAGAAUUGAAUAAUGUAGAUUAACCAUGUAGAAUUGUUGUAAUAGCCAGUAGAGAUAAAAUCACAAAAUAUCUUCUGUGAGAUUACGCAUUUUUAUCUAGUGGAAUCAUCAGAGAGUUUUAGAAA